AUGUUACAGGCUUGGCUACAAGAUAAUAAUUCUACUAAUUGGUCGAUUGGAAUAAGCUUUGUACAGUACCAAAAAAACAGCUCUUUUCAUCGAACCAUAAAAAGAACACCAUACAAAGCUCUUUUUGAGGUGGAUCCUCAAAUUGGUUUGUUAUCACAAGUGCCUGCUGAUUUGCUUAAUAAACUAAGAACUGAAGAAGAUCCUGAGAAGAUAUUAAAUCAACAACAAUGUUGUUCAUCGGCAACACCUGCACAUAAUGACGAAUUACCUGUUGACUAUGUUAACUUACAGCAACCGUCCUGUUCAUGGGCGUCACAACCGUCAUAUGCAUCAGCAGCACCAGAGCCUAUUGAAACCUGUGACCGUGACUUGCCUGUCGAGUCUGUUAACUUGCAACAAUCGGCAUCGGAAUAA
Molecule: messenger RNA, 414 nt
Organism: Parnassius apollo (apollo)
Lineage: Eukaryota; Metazoa; Arthropoda; Insecta; Lepidoptera; Papilionidae
Source: the annotation of a GenBank genome assembly